Molecule: messenger RNA, 573 nt
Organism: Dothidotthia symphoricarpi CBS 119687
Lineage: Eukaryota; Fungi; Ascomycota; Dothideomycetes; Pleosporales; Dothidotthiaceae
Exons: 2
Coding region: 1-573 (190 amino acids)
Source: RefSeq, a predicted model, not a curated record
AUGUAUCACCACACCACCAUCGAGACAAUGAACAACCAAUCCACACCAAACCGCUUGACGGAACAAAACCUCCAGCUACACACAACACAUUUCCAGAACAAGGCUCGAACAUAUUCAAUUGGAACAGACCAAACAUGGGAACCAUAUCAUCAACUCGACGACGACGACUUUGAAGGAUCUGAGGAUGGAGAUCUGGACACACGAAGGCACAACAUUGAAUUACGGAGAGCUGCAUCCUUGGAAGCGUUGAAGAUAUAUGGCGGGUGCUUCGCAUCGGGUUUCCUUGCAAUGCAAGAGUCGUGGAGACCAACACCGACUGCCUCUCAACGCCAGCUGUACUACCUGGACGUCGAGACACUCGAGCUCCGAGAGCUAGCCUCAGAAAUGUCCUCCAUCGAGACUGGCAGUAUCGAAACCGGCUCGACAAGAUCGGGUAGCAGCAUCGGGAGGCCAAGACCAGACUCCGUCACACUAAGCCCAAUCGGUGCUCAAGAAGGAAAGAGCGAAAGGAAAUGGAGUUGGAAAAGCCUCGGAAAGAAGAGGCGUAACAAGUCGAACAAGUCGCCAAUGUAA